Messenger RNA from Pieris macdunnoughi, 174 nucleotides. The record is from the annotation of a GenBank genome assembly. NCBI's taxonomy places the organism in Eukaryota, Metazoa, Arthropoda, Insecta, Lepidoptera, Pieridae.
UGCGGCUUCUUCCGGAGAAAUAAUCGAGAAAAGUUAGAAGGUCUGAAGGAAAGCGUUCAUCGGCAGAGUGUAUACCGUAAAUCAAUGCGAGCAAGUAUGCUUGCAGCAGCCAGAUCCAACGCGGGAGACAAUUCCGAACUUCUAUUUAAUGACGACGAUGUACAAAAUGAAUAA